Messenger RNA from Trichoderma gamsii, 1887 nucleotides. Its product is annotated as Pro-kumamolisin. Bases 1 to 1887 code for a protein of 628 amino acids. Gene Ontology annotation, biological process: proteolysis. Lineage: Eukaryota; Fungi; Ascomycota; Sordariomycetes; Hypocreales; Hypocreaceae. Gene Ontology annotation, molecular function: serine-type endopeptidase activity; tripeptidyl-peptidase activity. The transcript has 3 exons. The record is from RefSeq and is a predicted model, not a curated record.
AUGAAGCUAUCUACCGCGGUGGCCAUUGGCCUAACUUCACUCGCCCAGGGAGGGUCGGUGGUGCAUGAGAAGAGAGACCAAGUCCCUCCCGAAUGGACAAAAGUCGGCCGUGCAGUUUCUGAUACAGCGAUUGAACUCCGUAUUGGCCUUAAGCAGAGCAAUCUUGAGCAUGCCGAAGAUCUCGCUAACCAGAUUUCUCACCCCAAGUCUGAGAAAUAUGGCAAAUAUCUUACCGCACAACAAGUCGUUGACCUAUUCGCCGCACCGCAAGAGGUCAUAUCUGAGACUAUGCAGUGGCUACGACAAGGCGGAAUCAAUAGCAAUCGCAUUAAGCCAACUGCCGGUCGAAACUGGCUCAAGUUCAACACGACAGUAGCCGUUGCCGAGAAGCUACUCGACACAACUUACUAUACCUAUAGAAACGAGGAAGAAGGUGUGGAAGUGGUUGCCUGCGAAUCGUACAGCGUUCCGGAGGAUAUCCAGCCUAACAUUGACUUGAUUAUGCCGACAAUUCAAUUUGAGACCAGAGGUCUUCCAGCAAACAGCCGUGGGCUUAGCCGCCGAGAUACAUUCAAUCCCAAGUUUCGGGUUCUCGAGUCUGUGCCGCACCCCAGUUCUCUCGCCAACUGCAGUGGGACAACAACACCUGCUUGUUUACGAGCAAUAUAUGGCUUACCGGACUCGGGCGAGGCUGUUGAAGGCAACAGCUACGGCAUCGUGGAAUUUGCUCCGCAAAGCUUCAAUCAAGAUGAUCUAAACGUCUUUUAUGCCACAUACGCCUCCAAUGUUCCGAAUAACACCGGACCCAUCAUUGACGGCAUCGAUGGUGGCUACUUUUCGAAUGACUCUUCAGUAGAUACUCGCGGAGAGUCAAAUCUUGACCUUUGUUACGCAAUUGGUCUUGUUCACCCCCAGCCAGUUACGCUCUACCAAGUUGGCGACAACGAUCCUGUCCAACCAGCGACUAACAACAAUUUCCUCGAUGCUAUCGAUGGCGCCUAUUGCACAUAUGAAGGCGGCGAUGACCAUGACUGGGAUGCAAUCUACCCUCAUGACGGCGAGCUCUCGGGAGAAUAUCUUGGCCAGCCUGAUUGCGGAAAGUACAAUGCCACCAAAGUCAUUUCCGUCUCUUAUGGUAGCAAUGAGAACGACCGCCCAAUCUCCUACAGAACUCGCGAAUGCAAUGAGUAUAUGAAGCUUGCGCUGAUGGGAGUGACUGUCUUAUUUUCGUCUGGAGAUACCGGCGUGUCAGGCCUCACCGGCAGAUGCCUUCUUCCAAACGGUGCAUGGACACCUCCAGGUGCCGAUUACGGUCGAUUCAAUCCAAUGUGGCCCGGAACUUGUCCUUGGAUUACUUCAGUUGGAGGCAGCGCGUUGCCUGAGAAUGGCAGUGUCACCGACAAGCAGGUCGCGGCGACUGAUUUCGGAUCUGGCGGUGGUUUCAGCAACAUCUUUGCACUACCUUCCUACCAAACAAAUGCUGUCGCGGAAUACUAUGCCAGCCACGAUCCCGGAUACAACUCUUCUAUUUACAACAACACGCAACAAGUGCGGGGAUUUCCCGACUUGGCCGUCUCAUCUCAGAACUUCAUCACCGGCCUCGCAGGCGGCUUCAAUGCCUUCAGUGGUACUUCAGCUGCAAGCCCGCUGUUCGGUGCCAUGAUUACGCUCAUCAACGGCGAGAGAAUUAAGAGUGGAAAGGGAUCAGUUGGUUUCCUCAACCCUGUGCUGUACAGCCAUCCGGAAGUUUUUGAUGAUAUCACUGAGGGAGUGAAUCCUGGAUGCGGUACCGAUGGAUUUCCGGCCGUUGAAGGCUGGGAUCCGAUUACAGGUCUUGGCACUCCCAACUUUGCCAAGCUGAGGGAUCUUUUGCUCAGUCUGCCAUGA